This is a messenger RNA of Baudoinia panamericana UAMH 10762, 1638 nucleotides long. RefSeq lists its product as uncharacterized. Lineage: Eukaryota; Fungi; Ascomycota; Dothideomycetes; Mycosphaerellales; Teratosphaeriaceae. Gene Ontology annotation, cellular component: chaperonin-containing T-complex. Gene Ontology annotation, molecular function: ATP binding; ATP hydrolysis activity; ATP-dependent protein folding chaperone. The coding region runs from base 1 to 1638 and encodes 545 amino acids. Gene Ontology annotation, biological process: protein folding. The transcript has 2 exons. The record is from RefSeq and is a predicted model, not a curated record.
AUGCAGGCCCCUGUGGUUGUUAUGAACACGCAAUCUGGCGAGCGCAAAACGGGCCGACAAGCACAACUUUCCAACAUCACCGCUGCGAAGACAGUCGCGGACAUUAUCCGAUCAUGUCUUGGUCCGAAGGCGAUGCUGAAGAUGCUGCUCGAUCCCAUGGGCGGUAUUGUGCUGACCAACGACGGACAUGCCAUUCUGAGGGAGAUUGAAGUCGCACAUCCAGCAGCGAAGAGCAUGAUCGAAUUGGCGCGGACGCAGGACGAGGAGGUGGGCGAUGGCACCACGACCGUCAUAAUCUUAGCCGGCGAGAUCUUGGCCCUAUCGCUACCCCAACUAGAGAGGAACAUACACCCAGUGGUUAUCAUCCAGGCAUUCAAGAAGGCAUUAGCGGAUGCGCUGCAAGUGAUCCAAGACACAUCAAUACCUGUGGACGUCAACGACAACCAGGUCAUGCGGGACCUUAUAUCAACAUCCAUCGGCACAAAGUUCACAUCGCGAUAUUCGGACCUCAUGUGCGAUCUCGCACUCACAGCCGUGCGGACAGUCAGCCACGAUGCCGGAGGCGGCAAGAAAGAAGUCGACAUCAAGCGUUAUGCUCGCGUCGAGAAGAUCCCCGGUGGCGAGAUCGAAGAUAGUUGUGUGCUGGAUGGUGUUAUGUUAAACAAAGACAUCACCCACCCCAAGAUGCGGCGACGAAUAGAGAAUCCGCGCAUCGUAUUACUUGACUGCACGCUCGAGUACAAGAAGGGCGAAUCGCAAACCAACAUCGAAAUCACGAAAGAAGAAGACUGGAAUCGCAUCCUGCAGAUCGAAGAAGAGCAAGUGCGCUCCAUGUGCGACGCCAUCAUCGCCGUGAAACCGGACCUCGUCAUCACCGAAAAAGGCGUCUCAGAUCUAGCGCAGCACUUCCUCCUCAAAGCCAACAUCACCGCACUACGGCGUGUCCGGAAAACAGACAAUAACCGCAUCGCCCGUGCCGUCGGCGCCACCAUCGUCAACUCCGUCCACGACCUCACAGAACGAGACGUGGGCACGCAAUGCGGCCUCUUCGACAUCAACAAGAUCGGAGACGAGUACUUCACCUUCCUCACUAAAUGCAAGACACCCAAAGCAUGCACCAUUCUUCUCCGCGGACCUUCAAAAGACAUCCUCAACGAAAUCGACCGGAACUUGCUCGACGCCAUGAGCGUAGCCCGCAACGUCAUCUUCCACCCUUACCUCUCCCCCGGCGGCGGCGCGACCGAAAUGGCCGUCUCUGUCCGUCUAGCCGCCAAAUCCAAGUCGAUAGAAGGCGUGCAGCAAUGGCCAUACCGCGCGAUUGCGGAAUCUAUGGAAGUCAUUCCUCGCACGCUGAUACAAAACGCCGGCACAAGCCCGAUCAGGCUACUCACCCAGCUGCGGGCGAAGCACGUGGAGCAGCAGAGUGGCGUGUGCAGCUGGGGCAUUGAUGGCGAGGCGGGCAAGGUGGUGGAUAUGAAGGAUCUGGGCGUGUGGGAGCCGCAGGCGAUUAAGCUGCAGAGUGUUAAGACGGCUGUGGAAAGUGCGUGUUUGUUGUUGAGGGUGGAUGAUAUAGUGGGGGCGAAGAGUGCGAAGAGUGCGGGCGGUGGGAUUGGGGGCGGUGGCGGAGAGGAGGAUUGA